Molecule: messenger RNA, 879 nt
Organism: Colletotrichum godetiae
Lineage: Eukaryota; Fungi; Ascomycota; Sordariomycetes; Glomerellales; Glomerellaceae
Product: vesicle transport V-SNARE protein
Exons: 3
Coding region: 1-879 (292 amino acids)
Biological process (GO): vesicle fusion; endoplasmic reticulum to Golgi vesicle-mediated transport
Cellular component (GO): endoplasmic reticulum membrane; late endosome membrane; Golgi apparatus
Molecular function (GO): SNARE binding; SNAP receptor activity
Source: RefSeq, a predicted model, not a curated record
AUGGUCAUCUCGUUUAUCGACGGUUGUAGAGGGGAGAAAGGGUCCGGCCAUAAGAACUUAUCCACGUUUGUAAAUCUCGACAGUUACUCUACCUCGAUCCAACAACAGCACUCCGUUACACAUCAGUCCAGCAUGAACGUCCAGUACAACUCGGCUCUACGCCAGAGCAAGGCUAUCCGCAACAACCUCGAAAAGCUUUCCACCUCAGCUGCGCAACCAGCUGCCCUGACCCCAGCCGAAAUUGGAAACGUGUCCGCCUCCCUCGCCUCCUUCUCCAAGACCGUCGAUGAAUACAAUCAACUAGCCCGCCAGGAGCUCGUACCUAAGAAACAAGAAGAAGCCUACGAGCGGGUGAAACGGUUCCGCGAUGACCUCUCCGACUUCAGAUCACAGGUCGACUCCCUCAAGAAGGCUCGCGAAGAAGCCGCCCUCAGCAACAAUCGAGGCGAACUGCUAGGCCGUCGGGCCUAUGUUACUGCUACUCCCGAGAACCCCUACGCCAAUGUCAAUAAGUCAUCACAGUUCCACAGCCGAGGAGCAUCGACGGGCCAGGCGGGCAGCGGUGGGUUGAGCAUGGGCGGGAACGAUGUCACAAGGGAACAACACGCUCUACGAGAGCAGAACUUUUUCGCUAGCACCAACUCGGCCUUGGACGAAUACAUUGCUCGAGGGCAAGCAGUACUGGGCGAUCUGGGGACGCAGCGUGAGAUGCUGAAGAACACCCAGAAGAGACUCUACUCCGUCGGCAACACGCUGGGCAUCUCCGGCGACACCAUUCGCAUGAUUGAGCGCCGCGCCAAGGAAGACAAGUGGAUCUUCUGGGCCGGUGUCAUCAUCUUCUUCCUCUUCUGCUGGGCGUGCAUACACUUUUUACGGUAG